AUGUCCUUCGUUGAGAGAUGGCGGCCUGAAACCCACACCUUCCACUUGCCACAUGGUGAAACAAUGAUCACAUUACAAGAUGUGGAGGUUCUUUUGGGAAUUUCAAUCGACGAUGAGGCAAUUGUUCGAAAAACUAACUUGACAUGGGCUGCUGAAUGUCAGACUUUGCUUGGAAUUGCUACUAAUGCUGUGGUGCUUAAAGGACAAAGGAUCCUAAUUAAUAAGCUACUAGAAAAAAUUGACCAAGGGUUGCUCGAUGGUGCAGCAGAGGUGGUUGUGCAUCAAUAUGCACGAUGUCAUAUUCUAGCACUCCUGGCAGACAUAAUUUUUUCCGACAAGUUUGGCGAUAGGAUGCAUACGAUGUGGUUGCAGAUGUUGAGGGACCUUCGCAAUCCACCUCAAUACAGUUGGGGGAGCGCUUGCCUUGCAUGGUUGUACAGAGAGUUAUACAGGGCAACCGACAGAGGUGUCAGUCAGAUUGGUGGGGCUUUGCUACUGGUUCAGUAUUGGGCAUGGUUCAAAUUCCCUUUUUUGUGCCCAAGGAAGGACCUCCCACCAGAUGAUGCAUAUGGCCCACCAUUUGCACCUUCUCCACUCUCCAUUAAGUAA
Messenger RNA from Quercus lobata, 609 nucleotides. Its product is annotated as serine/threonine-protein phosphatase 7 long form homolog. Gene Ontology annotation, biological process: meristem maintenance; meristem development. The coding region runs from base 1 to 609 and encodes 202 amino acids. Lineage: Eukaryota; Viridiplantae; Streptophyta; Magnoliopsida; Fagales; Fagaceae. The record is from RefSeq and is a predicted model, not a curated record. The transcript has a single exon.